GAAAAAACAAUAAAGCCUUUUUUAAAUCCAGAUUGAGCCUAAGCUUCCUAACUGAAAAUCUGAAAUCAUUCUAGUUUUGUGUUCAUUCGUGGCAAAUUUCCGCACGUGCCUUUGGUAGGAGACGGUGUCACCGACCUUUCUCUUUCUCUACGGCAAAAGCAUCGUGAAUCCUCGUCGGCGUGGUCGUCGAUAACCUGGGGGUUCCUUUCCAAUUCUAUAUUGCUAUAUCAAAUCGUGCUUGGCUCUGUAUUGUUCACUGUUUUAGGGAGGAGAGCUAGCAGAUGGUGGAAUCCUGAAACAUUUUUGAGUUAUGUGAAAAAUAAAGAUGAAACUGCAAGCACAUAUUCCGGGGGAGAUGUCAGGACAGGUACCUAAUCAAGCAGGGUCUCAAUUGUCUGGACUAGCCCAACUGAAUGGGAGUGCACUCUCUCAUCAGAUGCCACCUUUAGGUGGUGUACCCCGUUCAACAAUUAAUAUGGACCCUGAAUUGCUCAGAGCUCGCGCCUUUAUUCAAGAUAAGAUCUUUGAUAUGUUGUUGCAACGACAACAGCAGCCGGUUACAGAUUUACAGAGAAAGAAGCUUAAGGAUCUUGCAAAACGCUUGGAGGAGGGCAUGUUAAAAGCUGCUCUCUCUAAGGAGGAUUACAUGAACUUGGAUACACUAGAGAGUCGUUUAUCGAAUUUCCUUCGACGAGCAUCUAUGAAUAAUCACAACCAACAAUAUCCACAGCUUGUUAACUCUUCUCCAAUUGGUACAAUGAUACCAACCCCUGGUAUGUCACAUGUUCCAAAUUCAAGCAUGAUGGUUGCAUCUUCUAUGGAUGCCUCAAUGAUUUCUGCCAGCGGGUGUAAUAGCAUAGCAUCAACACCUUUCAAUAAUGUUAACAUGUUACCAGCUGGUAGUUUGCUUGGCAAUUCCUUAAAUAGAUUUGAUGGUUUGUCUAAUGGUUAUCAGCAGUCUUCUACCAGCUUUUCUGUUGCUUCGGGAGGUAACAUAUCAUCAAUGGGGGUGCAGAGAAUGGCUAGCCAGAUGAUUCCCACUCCUGGAUUCACAGUCAGCAGUAAUCACUCACACAUGAAUAUAGAUUCUAAUACUAAUGGAGGUGCCUUUUCCAGUGCAGAGUCUACUAUGGUACCACAGUCACAGCAGAAGCAGCAUGUUGGUGGACAAAAUAGUCAUGUAUUGCAGAACUUCAGCAGCCAAAUGGGUAGUGGAAUGAGAUCUGGUUUACUUCAGAAGCCAUUUACAAAUUCAAAUGGUGCAAUAAAUAGUGGGUCAGGCUUGAUUGGAAACAAUAUACAACUUGCACAUGAACCUGGCACUUCUGAGAACUUUGCCUCAACUUAUGCCAAUUCCCCUAAACACUUGCAGCAGCACUUUGAUCAAAAUCAGAAACCAGUAGUGCAGGGUGAUGGAUAUGGAAUGAAUAAUGUUGACACUUUUGCUUCUGGAAACUUGUAUACAUCUGCAACAUCCUCUGGGCCCAUGAUGAACAAUCAGAACACUAAUUCAGUCAAAUUGCCAUCAAUACCCAAAACUAGCUCAUUGAUAAGUGGUCACUCAAAUUUGCAUGGUAUGCAGCAGGCUGCUCAUAUAAAGUCUCAACCAAUUAAUCAGUUAGAGAAGUUGAAUUUCCAGUCUUCAUUGACUUCACGAGAUGGGCUUAUGCAUUCUCAACAGCAAUAUCAGCAAAGGACUCAACAAUUGCAACAGCCAGAUCAGUAUAUGCAGCAGCAAUUUCAAUCUAUGCAAAAUCAGCAGCCUCAGCAUGUAGUCAACAGUGAUGCUUUCGGUCAGUCUCAGCUUGCUUCCAAUCUAGAAAACCGAGUAAAGUCUGAACCUGGAAUUGAACACCAUAAAGAAGUGCUCAAUUCCCAUGUCUCUGAUCAGUUCCACAUGUCUGAGAUGCAGAGUCAGUUCCAGCAGAACUCAACUGAAGAUUGCUCAAGGGGCGGUCAACAUCUUCCAUUCCCAUCUGGUCACCGUGAUUUAUCAUCAGCAACACCUCAAAAUUCGCAACAAAUGUUGCACCCACAUCAAUUGGUUGCAGAGUCUCAAAAUAAUUUUAACUGUCUUGGAGUUGGCUCACAAUCCAAAUCUGUAAUUCUAAACCAAUGGCCUCAAUCACAAGAUUGUAACCACACACUUGACAGUAUUUCACAUGAUCAGCAUCUCCGCUUGGAUUUUCAUCAAAGAAUAUCUGGACAAGAUGAAGCUCAAUGCAAUAAUUUGUCAUCAGAUGGAUCUAUUAUUGGUCGGGCUGUUCUUUCUAGAGGCUCAGCUGAGCAGCUGGACUCAGGAAGUGCUAUCAAAAAGGCACACAGGAAUCAACAAAGGUGGCUUUUAUUUCUACUUCAUGCUCGACGGUGUUCUGCCCCUGAAGGACGAUGCAAAGAACGAUUUUGUUCUAUUGCACAGAAGUUAUGCAAGCACAUAGAUGGGUGCACCUUGCGCCAUUGUCCAUAUCCUCGUUGCCAUCAUACUAGGGUGUUGCUUCAUCAUUUCAUAAACUGCAAGGAUCCAUGUUGUCCUGUUUGUGUUUUUGUAAGAAAGUAUCGACGUGCAUUUCAAUUCAAGCCUCAGAUUCGUCCGGAACCUGAAUCAAGCUUGCCAACUGCAGUGAAUGGAUCCUGUAAACCUUACAAUACUGUAGGCACAUCACCGAGAUUGAUCACAAAGCCUCCAUUAGUUGUUGAAACUUCCGAGGACUUGCACCCAUCUGUAAAACGUAUAAAGAUUGAGCACAGCUCCCAGUCCAUUAAUCCUGAAAAUGACCAUUCUGCUUCAUCUUUUACUGCGAAUUGUGAAUCUCUUGUUUCCAGGGAUUCUCAGUCCCAACCCCAAGCCUAUCUGAAUGCUGAGAAGUCUAUUCCAAUUAAGUCUGAGCUUACAGAAGUUAAGGCUGAAGCUCCAGUGCAUGUAGUACAUGAAAAGCUUAGUGAGAUGAAAAUGGAUAACAAUAAUGCAGAUGUUAAAACACCUAGUGCUGAACCUGUCAAAUAUGAUGAACCUUCUAAUUUAGCUAGGCCUGAAAAUAUAAAAGCUGAGAAAGAAACUGGACAAGACAGGCAAGAAAAUGUUGGGCAGACAUCUGAAAAUGCAGCUGGCACCAAGUCUGGUAAGCCAAAAAUAAAGGGAGUCUCAUUGACCGAAUUAUUUACUCCAGAGCAAGUCAGGGAGCAUAUCACUGGUCUCAGGCAAUGGGUUGGCCAGAGCAAGUCAAAAGCAGAGAAGAAUCAAGCAAUGGAGCAUUCAAUGAGUGAGAACUCCUGCCAAUUGUGUGCUGUAGAGAAGCUUACCUUUGAACCACCACCUAUCUAUUGCACAACUUGUGGGGUUCGCAUUAAACGAAAUAACAUGUAUUAUACCACUGGCACUGGUGACACACGACAUUAUUUUUGUAUUCCAUGCUAUAAUGAUGCUCGUACAGAGAACAUCAUUGUUGAUGGGACUCCUAUUGCAAAGUCAAGAUUGGAAAAGAAGAAGAAUGAUGAGGAAACUGAAGAAUGGUGGGUUCAAUGUGAUAAAUGUGAAGCGUGGCAACAUCAAAUUUGUGCCUUAUUUAAUGGCAGAAGAAAUGAUGGUGGACAAGCUGAAUAUACUUGCCCUAACUGCUAUAUUCAAGAAGUAGAAAGAGGAGAGCGCAAGCCCUUACCCCAAAGUGCUCUACUUGGAGCCAAGGACUUGCCGAGAACUAUUCUUAGUGAUCACAUAGAGCAGCGGUUAUUUAGACGGCUAAAGCAAGAAAAACAAGAAAGGGCAAGGAUUCAAGGAAAAAGUUGUGAUGAGAUUCCUGGAGCUGAAGCUCUUGUUGUUAGAGUUGUGUCAUCUGUUGACAAAAAGUUAGAAGUGAAACCUCGGUUUCUGGAGAUUUUUCAGGAAGAAAAUUACCCAACAGAAUUUCCAUAUAAAUCGAAGGUCAUUUUGUUGUUUCAAAAGAUAGAAGGUGUGGAAGUUUGCCUAUUUGGCAUGUAUGUUCAAGAGUUUGGAUCUGAAUGUCAAUUUCCUAAUCAGCGCCGGGUGUAUCUUUCAUAUUUGGAUUCUGUGAAGUAUUUUAGGCCUGAGGUUAAAGCAGUGACAGGAGAGGCUCUUCGGACUUUUGUUUACCAUGAAAUUCUGAUUGGAUAUCUUGAAUAUUGCAAGAAACGUGGUUUUACAAGCUGCUAUAUAUGGGCCUGUCCUCCAUUAAAGGGUGAAGAUUAUAUUUUAUAUUGCCAUCCAGAAAUUCAGAAAACACCAAAAUCAGAUAAGCUACGUGAAUGGUAUCUAUCCAUGUUAAGAAAAGCUGCCAAGGAGAAUAUUGUGGUCGACCUCACCAACUUGUACGAUCAUUUCUUCAUAUCUACCGGUGAAUGUAGGGCUAAGGUUACUGCAGCAAGACUCCCAUAUUUUGAUGGUGACUACUGGCCUGGUGCUGCAGAGGAUUUGAUUUAUCAGCUUCGUCAAGAGGAAGAUGGAAGGAAACAAAAUAAGAAGGGAACAACUAAGAAAACUAUAACAAAAAGGGCUUUAAAAGCAUCUGGUCAGUCAGACCUUUCAGGAAAUGCCUCAAAGGACCUGCUCCUUAUGCACAAACUUGGUGAAACCAUUUGCCCGAUGAAGGAAGAUUUUAUUAUGGUUCAUUUGCAGCAUGCAUGUACUAGCUGUUGUAUUUUAAUGGUGUCUGGCAAACGUUGGGUUUGCAACCAGUGCAAGAAUUUUCAGAUUUGUGAUAAGUGUUAUGAUGCAGAACUAAAGCGUGAAGAGAGAGAAAGACAUCCCACUAAUCAGAGGGAGAAACAUACUCUUUAUCCAGUUGAAAUUACUGAUGUUCCAUCUGAUACGAAGGACAGAGAUGAUAUUCUUGAGAGUGAAUUCUUUGACACUAGACAAGCAUUUCUGAGUCUCUGCCAGGGGAAUCAUUACCAGUAUGAUACACUAAGGCGGGCAAAGCAUUCCUCAAUGAUGGUCCUUUAUCAUCUCCAUAAUCCAACAGCUCCCGCAUUUGUUACAACUUGCAAUAUAUGUUAUCUUGACAUAGAAACUGGUCAAGGAUGGCGCUGUGAAGUUUGCCCUGAGUAUGAUGUAUGCAAUGCUUGUUAUCAAAAGGGAGGUAUUGAUCAUCCUCAUAAGUUGACAAAUCAUCCAUCCAUGGUGGAUCGUGAUGCUCAGAACAAAGAAGCAAGGCAGCUUCGAGUAUUGCAG
Messenger RNA from Cajanus cajan (pigeon pea), 5185 nucleotides. Lineage: Eukaryota; Viridiplantae; Streptophyta; Magnoliopsida; Fabales; Fabaceae. The record is from RefSeq and is a predicted model, not a curated record.